Antechinus flavipes (yellow-footed antechinus) is the source of this 1823-nucleotide messenger RNA. RefSeq names its product upstream transcription factor 1 (gene USF1). NCBI's taxonomy places the organism in Eukaryota, Metazoa, Chordata, Mammalia, Dasyuromorphia, Dasyuridae. Gene Ontology annotation, molecular function: RNA polymerase II cis-regulatory region sequence-specific DNA binding; DNA-binding transcription factor activity, RNA polymerase II-specific; protein dimerization activity. Bases 221 to 1153 code for a protein of 310 amino acids. Gene Ontology annotation, biological process: regulation of transcription by RNA polymerase II. The record is from RefSeq and is a predicted model, not a curated record. The transcript is spliced from 11 exons.
GAAAACACUUCCGCCCCGCACCGACAUGGCGACAGCUGGUCAGUGCGCAUGAGCGGCUGCCCAUGGAGAGACCUGGGGCCGUAGGGGGAGAACGCGGUCGAGGGAAGUCGGCGGCUACCGGGGCGCUCUGGGCUGGAUUUACAACAAGGCAUUGUGAGGCAGAAGGUACAAAGACUUUAAGAAAAAGAACAACCCUUCGGAUGUGCCCUCUGGCAGAGAGAUGAAGGGGCAGCAAAAAGCAGCUGAAACAGAGGAGGGUACUGUGCAGAUCCAGGAAGGUGCAGUGGCAACUGGUGAAGAUCCAACCAGUGUGGCCAUCGCCAGCAUUCAGUCAGCUGCCACCUUCCCUGACCCCAACGUCAAGUACGUCUUCCGCACUGAGAAUGGGGGCCAGGUGAUGUACAGAGUGAUCCAGGUGGCUGAGGGGCAGCUGGAUGGCCAGACUGAAGGCACUGGUGCCAUCAGCGGCUACCCUGCCGCCCAGUCUAUGACCCAGGCAGUCAUCCAGGGGGCAUUCACCAGUGAAGAUGCAGUGGAGACAGAGGGAGCAGCCACAGAAACACACUACACCUACUUUCCCAGUACAGCAGUUGGGGAAGGGGCUGGUGGGGCUGGUGCUGGGAGCACAGCUACUGUUGUUACCACACAAGGCUCUGAGGCACUAUUGGGACAAGCUACUCCUCCUGGAACUGGUCAGUUCUUUGUGAUGAUGUCACCCCAAGAAGUGCUUCAGGGGGGAACCCAGCGCUCCAUUGCUCCUAGGACACACCCCUACUCCCCGAAAUCAGAAGCUCCUCGGACAACUCGAGACGAGAAGCGAAGAGCUCAGCACAAUGAAGUGGAGCGUCGCCGCAGAGACAAAAUCAAUAACUGGAUUGUGCAGCUGUCAAAGAUCAUCCCAGACUGUUCCAUGGAGAACACCAAGUCUGGCCAGAGUAAAGGUGGCAUCCUGUCCAAAGCCUGUGAUUAUAUCCAGGAGCUUCGACAGAGCAACCAUCGUUUGUCAGAGGAAUUGCAGGGGCUGGAUCAGCUGCAGCUGGACAACAAAGUCCUUCGACAACAGGUGGAGGAUCUGAAGAAUAAAAAUCUCUUGCUACGAGCUCAGUUGCGACACCAUGGAGUGGAAGUUGUCAUCAAGAAUGAUGCCAAUUAAACCCUGAGGAAUUUUACAUCAGGCUUGGGCACCAGAGCCCCUUCCCUAGGACUGCAGGCAGCCGGGAGCACCGGACUUGACCUGUACCUUCUCCUCCCACUGCCCUCAUGAGGAGUGGGGCUGUGAGAGUUGCUGAAGCACCUGAAGGAACUGUGGCCCCGUGACGCCCUUGGCCUUCAGCUUUGAGUGUGGCACAAAAGGACAGGCACAUACCUGAAAACAGCCUUCCUUUUCUCCCUUCUCCCUGGGCCCUUGUGCUUGUCUUGCACAUGCAUGUGCUAUUUCUACUCUGGAUAUCACACACUCAUGGCCUAUUAUGUGACUACUCUGAGCAUGUAGCUAGAGAGAUGGACAGGUGGAAACUCUCUGUUGCAUUUGAGAACUGGAGCCUCCAUUCUCUAACCAAUAGGGGAGGCACAAUUGGAAGCUCUAAGGUUCCUGAGAUUAAGUCCCCUAAGGGGAUAGACUUUAGCAAGGGUGGGGGAGCUGAGGUACUGAAUGUUAGAGCUGGAAAAGGAAUUAGGGCCCAGAAAUCUCUGGGAUGGGAGCAAGAACGGGCAGAGGUGCUGUUCUUUGCUCUCCCUCUUGGGGCUUCACAUCCCCUCCCCUUUUUUUUCCCUUGGUUUUUUUUUUUUUUUUUAAGAGAAAGAUAAAAUUGUUCAGAGCCACA